Molecule: messenger RNA, 6644 nt
Organism: Leucoraja erinaceus (little skate)
Lineage: Eukaryota; Metazoa; Chordata; Chondrichthyes; Rajiformes; Rajidae
Exons: 21
Coding region: 766-5271 (1501 amino acids)
Biological process (GO): defense response to virus; regulation of ribonuclease activity; negative regulation of viral genome replication
Cellular component (GO): membrane; nucleoplasm; cytosol
Molecular function (GO): protein binding; double-stranded RNA binding; 2'-5'-oligoadenylate synthetase activity
Source: RefSeq, a predicted model, not a curated record
CGGGUGCCGUCUCCUCUUCCUCCAUAGCAACGGAUUCCAGCAUCUUGUCCACCUCCGAAGAUAGACACAAAAAGCUGGAGUAACUCAGCGGGACAGGCAGCAUCUCUGGAGAGAAGGAAUGGGUGACGUUUCGGGUCGAGACCCUUCUUCAGUGUGCCAUCUCCAAUGUGCGUUUGUCCUCACUGACAACGGAGGAGGCCCAGGACAAGUUCAAGUUCAUUGUCAUGUGUCCCUGAUAGGACAAUGAAACUCUUGCUUUGCUUCAGCACACAGAACAUAAUAGGCAUUGACUACAAUACACAUGAAUAAAUAAACUGAUAAAGUGCAAAAUGACAGAAAGGUGUGACCACCCCUCUGUAACUCCUAUCUACGAUGCUCUCAUUCUUCCAGAUGAUCCUGAGUUCAUCCAGUUCCCUCAUGAAAUCAGUCAAGAGGAAGUGAAGGGAUUUUCCAUGUUGAAGGUUCUUUGUGAGGGUGCAGCUCCCUCUGCUGAGCAAACAAAGUGUAAAUGGAGAAUGCUCACAAUACAUAGAUACAAAAUACUGGAAUAACUCAGCGGGACGAGGCAGCAUCCCUGGGGAGAAGGAACGGGGAGCUUUCUUCAGACUGAAAAUAGAGAUGAGGGAACUGGAGGAGGGGCCAGCGACUGCAAUAUAAGGAGGUCGGUGUGGCACAGUUAGUUCACAUCUUAUUUGGAGCAUCAGCGACAUCAGAAUCCACGGCGCCCGAGUUGAAGCCAGAAGCCGCUGCCUGCGAAAAUCAACGAUGGAAAACGGCAGAGACCUGUACCACACUGAUGUGAAGAAGCUGGAUGAUUUCAUUAAAACAAACUUGGAGCCCAGCGGGUUCAAUGUCGGCAUGAAGGAAGCCGUGAACAGAAUCUGCGAGUUUUUAAGGAACCAAUGUUUCAUGAAUCAACCCAACAUUAGUGUCAUCAGAGCCGUGAAGGGUGGAUCAUCGGGAAAAGGAACAGCUUUAAGAAAUAGUUCGGAUGCCGAUCUUGUCAUCUUUCUCAGUUGCUUCAAAAGUUUCCAGGACCAGAGAGACAACAGGCAGGAAGUUCUGGAGGAAAUUCGGAAAAUGCUGGAAAAAUGCUCUGGAAGCCUUGCAUAUGGGAUUCAUGAUAUUCAAAUCACGAUAGGUUCAAGCGAUAACCCACCCAAAUCUAUGAGCUUCACAUUGCAAUCGAAAAAGAGUUCAGAGCGUGUGGAAUUUGAUGUUCUGCCAACCUAUGAUGCAUUAACACCACAGUGCAAUACCAGUGAUGCGCAUCUCAAGUUGAUCAAUUUUGUAAAUGAAAAUGAGGUCAUGGAUGGAGAAUUCUCUCCCUGCUUCACUGAACUUCAGAGAAAAUUUGUGAAACGGCAUCCGGCAAAAGUUAAAGACUUGAUCCGUCUGCUGAAAUAUUGGUACAAGGAGUGUGUCAAGCCACGGAAAUCGGAGUUGAGUGGUGGAGCACGGCUCCCUGCAAAAUAUGCGGUGGAGCUAUUGACAGUCUAUGCCUGGGAACAAGGUAAUCAUCAGGAGAGGUUUGAUACUGCCCAAGGGUUCCGCACAGUCCUGGAGUUGAUCUGCCGCUAUCAGGAAGUCUGCAUCUACUGGACAGAGUUCUAUGAUGUCAACAAUCCAACCUUGGCCGACUUUUUAAUCAGGAAGCUCCAUGGCAAGGGAACAUUCAUUCUUGACCCAGCCGAUCCAACUGGAAACGUGGCUUCAUCAGGUAGUUGGAAUGUGAUGCAGCAUGAAGCCAAGAAAUGUCUAAGCAUGCCCUGUGUCAUGAACGUCCAAGCUUGGGAUGUCCAGCCAGUGAAGACAUUUCAAAUCACUGUGACCAGCCUGGGUGGUAAAUCGUUACAACUACAGGCCAACAUUAAUCUCAAGGUCUCUGAGAUCAAACGCAACAUUCAGCAAAAUUGGAACACUCCAGUCUCCCAGCAACGCCUGUUAUUCAAUGGCACCAUUUUAGCCAAUGGCAAAACCUUGUUGGAUUCCAGGAUCUUCUUUGAUACAACGAUCCAGCUACUCAUGAUAAACACAAUGGAAAUAUUUGUCUAUUCCAAUGGGCGUCAUCUGACUAUUCAGGUUUCACCAAGCGACAAGGUUUCAAGUUUAAAAAAUAAGAUUGAAUCUCUGGAGCGUAUCCAACCAAGCCAGUACUACUUGACCUUUCAAUCUCAGCCACUUGAAGAUAAACGUACACUUGAAUCUUACGGCAUUGAGCAACAUUCUACCAUCCAAGUCAACCUGCGAGUGCGUGGUGGCAGCGAACUCCAAUGUUUUAAUGCAGAGGAUCAUAGAGGUCGGUGCGGCACAGUUAGUUCACAUCUUAUUUGGAGCAUCAGCGACAUCAGAAUCCACGGCGCCCGAGUUGAAGCCAGAAGCCGCUGCCUGCGAAAAUCAACGAUGGAAAACGGCAGAGACCUGUACCACACAGAAGCGAAGAAGCUGGACGAUUUCAUUAAAACAAAGUUGGAGCCCAGCGGGUUCAAUGUCGGCAUGAAGGAAGCCGUGAACAGAAUCUGCGAGUUUUUAAGGAACAAAUGUUUCAUGAAUCAACCCAACAUUAGUGUCAUCAGAGCCGUGAAGGGUGGAUCGUCGGGGAAAGGAACAGCUUUAAGAAAUAGUUCGGAUGCCGAUCUUGUCGUCUUCCUCAGUUGCUUCAAAAGUUUCCAGGCCCAGAGAGACACCAGGCAUGAAAUCCUGGAGGAAAUUCGGAAAAUGCUGGAAAAGUGGUCCAGGAGCCUUGCAUAUUCGAUUCAUGAUAUUCAAAUCACGAUAGGUUCAAGCGAUAACCCACCCAAAUCUUUGAGCUUCACAUUGCAAUCGAAAAAGAGGUCAGAGAGUGUGGAAUUUGAUGUUCUGCCAACCUAUGAUGCAUUAACAUCAGAGUGCAAUUUCAAAGAUGCGCAUCUCGAGUUGAUCAAUUUUGUAAAUGAAAAUGAGGUCAUGGAUGGAGAAUUCUCUCCCUGCUUCACUGAACUUCAGAGAAAAUUUGUGAAACGGCAUCCGGCAAAAGUUAAAGACUUGAUUCGUCUGCUGAAAUAUUGGUACAAGAAGUAUGUCAAGCCACGGAAAUCGGAGUUGAGUGGUGGAGCACGGCUCCCUGCAAAAUAUGCGGUGGAGCUAUUGACAGUCUAUGCCUGGGAACAAGGUAAUCAUCAGGAUACGUUUGAUACUGCCCAAGGGUUCCGCACAGUCCUGGAGUUGAUCUGCCGCUAUCAGGAAGUCUGCAUCUAUUGGACAAUGUUCUAUGAUGUCAAGAAUCCAACCGUGGCCGACUUUAUAAUCAGGAAGCUCCAUGACAUGGGAACAUUCAUUCUUGACCCAGCCGAUCCAACUGGAAACGUGGCUUCAUCAGGUAGUUGGAAUGUGAUGCAGGAUGAAGCCAGGAAAUGUCUAAGCAUGCCCUGUUUCAUGAAGGUCCAAGCUUGGAAUGUCCAGCCAGUGAAGACAUUUCAAAUCACUGUGACUGACCUGGGUGGUAAAUCGUUACAACUAAAGGCCAACAUUAAUCUCAAGGUCUCUGAGAUCAAACGCAACAUUGAUCAAACUUGGAACGCUCCAGUCUCCCAGCAACGCCUGGUGUUCAAUGGCACCAUUUUGGAUGAUGGCAAAACCUUGUUGGAUUCCAGGAUCUUCUUUGAUGCAACGAUCCAGCUACUCAUGCUAAACACAAUGGAUAUAUUUGUCAAUUCCAAUGGGCGUAAUAUGACAAUUCAGGUUUCACCAAGCGACAAGGUUUCAAGUUUAAAAAAUAAAAUUGAAUCUCAGACACACGUCCAACGAAGGCAGUACUACUUGACCUUUCAAUCUCAGCCACUUCAAGAUGAACAUACACUGCAAUCUUACGGCAUUAAGCAACUUUCUACCAUCAUAGUCAACCUGCAACUGCAGAGUGGCAGCAAACUCCAAUGUUUUAAUGCAGAGGAUCAUAGAGGUCGGUGCGGCACAGUUAGUUCACAUUUUAUUUGGAGCAUCAGCGACAUCAGAAUCCACGGCGCCCGAGUUGAAGCCAGAAGCCGCUGCCUGCGAAAAUCAACGAUGGAAAACGGCAGAGACCUGUACCACACAGAAGCGAAGAAGCUGGAUGAUUUCAUUAAAACAAACUUGGAGCCCAGCGGGUUCAAUGUCGGCAUGAAGGAAGCCGUGAAGAGAAUCUGCGAGUUUUUAAAGAACCAAUGUUUCAUGAAUCAACCCAACAUUAGUGUCAUCAGAGCCGUGAAGGGUGGAUCGUCGGGGAAAGGAACAGCUUUAAGAAAUAGUUCGGAUGCCGAUCUUGUCGUCUUCCUCAGUUGCUUCAAAAGUUUCCAGGCCCAGAGAGACACCAGGCAUGAAAUCCUGGAGGAAAUUCGGAAAAUGCUGGAAAAGUGCUCCAGGAGCCUUGCAUAUUCGAUUCAUGAUAUUCAAAUCACGAUAGGUUCAAGCGAUAACCCACCCAAAUCUUUGAGCUUCACAUUGCAAUCGAAAAAGAGUUCAGAGAGUGUGGAAUUUGAUGUUCUGCCAACCUAUGAUGCAUUAAGUCCACUGACAGGGACUGGCGUGAAGAAUCAGGUCUAUGAAGGUCUCAUUGCUACCGGAGAACGUGGGGGAGAAUUCUCGACAUGCUUCACCGAACUCCAGAGGAACUUUAUAAAGACUCGACCCACUAAACUGAAAGGCCUUAUCCGACUUGUGAAGUAUUGGUAUACUGAGUAUGUCCGUCGCCCCUACAAAAGCCAACUGAGAACCGGAGAGUAUUUACCACCGAAGUAUGCUCUCGAGCUGCUGAUCAUCUAUGCAUGGGAGAGCGCUGGGAAGGGGGUAAAUUUCAACACCGCGGAAGGAUUUCGCACCGUUCUGGAACUGAUUGUCCAGUACGAAGACCUUUGGAUAUUUUGGACCGAAAACUACAACUUUGACUCUGACAUCAUUGGCAGAUUUCUGAAAAACAAACUUAAAGAACCUAAGCCAAUGAUCCUCGACCCCGCAGAUCCAACAGGUAACGUUGCUGCAGCAGCGAGAUGGGAUCUAGUGGCAGAAGAGGCCGAGAGAUGUUUACAGCAGAACUGUGUGCUAAAUGUAUACUCCUGGAAUGUUAAGCCUGUGAAGAGUAUAUCGGUUCCUGGGGAUUGCUUGCCAGUUCCUUUGGAUGUCAACCCUUUCUACACCAUUACACAAAUUCAACGAGAAGGUGCGACACAAACUGGAAAAUCCAAUAGUUACCCGGAAUGGAAUGACAACAUGUUGCAGAAUACACGCGCCCAAGACACCAGUUGGUGCACCUUGCUGUAACAAAAUGAUUUGCGCAAGGAAUCAAUACUGGAGCAUUGGAGAGAGAUGUCGAAAUGGCAAUCGCCGCAAAUCACUGUAAACAUAUUUAUCUGAAAUGUAAUUCCUAAUCGUAUUUCACAGAAUUAUCCAACAUAUUUAACUGAUGAUUUUUGGUGUCAAGUUGAUUAUCACUAUUUCUGACUGGGAAUCUUGUGCGGGAGUGGUGAACCAAGACGCAUUCUUCCUGUAGCAGAGAGGAUUAAGGGGAGACUUGGUAAAAGGGGUGCACUUCUGAAAGGGUGAAAGUGAAUGGGAAGGGGGUUGCUAAUCAAUGCCACUUUGUAAUGUCACCGAAUGUACCGAGACACAGAUUCAUUUUUGUAAACAGAUGGCAUGGUGGCGCAGCGGUAGAGUUGCUGCCCUACAGCACCAGAGUCCCGGGUUCGAUUCUGACCACGGGUGCUGCCUGUACGGAGUUUGUACCGCACGUGCCUUCUCUGGGUGCUCCGGUUUCCUCCCACACUCCAAAGAUGUAUAGGUUUGUAAGUUGAUUGGCUUUGGUAAAAGGUGGUAUGUAGGUUAGUGCUACUGUACAAAGAUAGGUGUUCGGCACGGACUCGAUGGGCCAAAGGGCUUGUUGCCGUUUGGCCCAGAGAUUAGUUUAUGUUGGCGUCAUGUUCGACAUGGGCAUUGUUGGCUAAAAUGCCUAUUCCUAUGCAGUACUGUUCUACACUCCAUGCUCGGACUCUUAACGGCCUGUCCCAUUUUCACGACUCCUGCCGAGUUUGCCUUUGACUCAUACUCGCAGCAUGGUCGUCACGAGAACGUAGGCAGGCCGUGAUGCUUGGCGUAGGUACUCGUGGCGUCAAGCAGGUCGGGGCGUUUUUCUAGCAUGAUGAAAAAUAUCCACGAGUAAAAAAGGUCGGGAAUUAAGUCGUGAAAGUGGGGCAGGCCCUUUAGAUGGAAGAGAUUUAAAAUCAUUUUAUCAAUGAAUGAAAUUAUUCAGCAAAUGGUGGAAAUCUAGUGGUACUAAAUUUGCAGAGUCCACAUACUUGGCUUCAGUGUGAUGGGCCAAAAAGAUUUUAUAUAAUCUCAUUUAUAAUCUAUAAUUACUGCCCCAAACAACGAAUAAAAUAUUUGCUAAUUAUUUAGUGUUGUUUUAAACUGUUACUGCUGCAUUAAAUAAAGUCAUUUCUAUUGCAAAGGCUUUGUUGGAUAUUUGUGUCAUUCACAGCCUGGAGCCGUGGUGGAUGGUAAGAAACAUAAUACAAAAUAACCAAUGGUACCUCGUUCUCGCCUCUCCAUCUUUUGCAAAUCCAUCUGCUCAUGCCGGGACUAUCAGACCGUCACAAUGUGUUCAACAAUCAUUGUUUGGUCUAGAAUUAGAGAGUGAU